Molecule: messenger RNA, 1347 nt
Organism: Acanthoscelides obtectus
Lineage: Eukaryota; Metazoa; Arthropoda; Insecta; Coleoptera; Chrysomelidae
Source: the annotation of a GenBank genome assembly
AUUAGCACGUGAUCAGUGUCACUGCAACUGUCAGAUGUCAGUGUUGAUGUUUUGGUAAACAAAAGUGACUGCGUCACUGCGUAGCUUUUACAAAUUGUAAUGUUUUUGCGAUGAUAAUUUAACACAUAAGUAGAAUGGGUCUGAUAUUUGGUAAGAAAAAGCCUGCUUCACGAGUUACAGAACAAGAUAAAGCUGUUUUGCAACUCAAACAACAAAGGGAUAAAUUGAAACAGUACCAGAAAAGGAUUGAGCUAACUUUAAGCAAAGAUAAGGAAAUAGCUAAAAAACUACUUGACAAUGGCCAGAGGCAGAGAGCAAAGCUAUUACUAAAAAAGAAACGAUAUCAGGAACAACUUCUAGUCAAAACAGAUGCACAAUUAGAAAAUCUAGAAAAACUAACACAUGAUAUAGAAUUUGCUCAAGUUGAAUUACAAGUAGUUGAUGGACUUAAGAAAGGAAAUGAAGCUCUAAAGAAGGUCAACGAUGCUCUCAAUAUUGCAGAUAUUGAGAGGAUUUUGGAUGAAACUAAAGAAGGCAUUGACAAACAGAAUGAAAUUAAUGAACUUCUCUCUGGUCAACUAACUCAAGAAGAUGAAGAUGCUGUAGAAGAAGAAUUAACAAAUAUUUUGAAAGAACAGCUGCCUGAUGUUCCUAUUGAAGAACCAACAGGAGAUGUUGAUGCUGAAGAAGAGGAGAAAGUUCCUGCAAAAGAAAAAGGCAAAGGAAAAACAAAGGAAAAGGAACAAGAAGCUAUAAUGGCCUAAUUUAAGUGCUAAACUUAUCAACUGUGAAAUAUUUUUUUUUAUAAUCUGUGAAAGUAAUGAAAAAUAAUUUUUAAUAAUACCAAAGUACAUUUAUUCCAAUAAUUAUUUUAUGCACAUUUGUAAAUUUACAAAUGGUUAUUCCUAGAAAACAGACCCAAAAUAAAAUAGUGGUAAAAACAGCCUUGUACACUGGAACUAUAGCACAGGAAAUACUGUUGUUUUCAUAUUCUGUGCUCGUUAUCACACAGCAGUGUUUAUUAAAACAUAUUUACAAGAGUAAAAUCUCUCACCAAUGGGUUAACUGGGUAUAAGCCCCAAUAAAAACAAUAGAAAAUUUAUGGGAACUGAUGAAGAGAGGAGUGGCUGAAGGCAAGUCAUAAUAAGAAAGGCUCAAGUCUUAGAGAAAAUUGUCAAUGUGUGGACUCAUCACAGUCUUGCAUGGCUCUCAGGAUUCUAGCAGAUACCUACAAAUGUGGGCUUUACAAAAUAUUAUUUUAUACUGUAAAGAUCAAUGAUCUUUAAAAUUUAAUAAAUUCGUUUUCUUUUAUAAUUUUUUUUUAUUUAAAAUAAACAAUAAACAAAG